AGGGAGAGCGGGGAGGAGGUGAGGAGGUGGAGGGAAGAGGCUGAGAGAGCUAGAGACACUCAGACCAGAGAGAAGGAGAGCUUUGACAUUCAGGUGACGGAGCUGUGCGGGAUGUUGGAGAGAUAUCGCAGUGAGAACCAGAAGAUAGUGCAGCAGAAGGAACUCCAGAUCCAGAGUCUCCAGUCGUCCCUGGCCUCAAGUAGAGAGAGGAAGGAGGAGAUAGAGGGUGAGAUGAGAGGAAGAGAAGAGGAGGCCAGGAUACUGAGAGAAGAGGUCUCCAGGCUCCAGGCAGACCUCAGUCAGAGAGAUGUGGACCUGAGACUGAGGGAGAGCCAGGUGAGGGAGAAAGACGACGAGAUGGCAGAGCUCCUGAAGGCUGUCGACACUCUCAGGAGAAAGCAGUCAGCAUCCAGCAGUAUUCCUCAGAGCACAACCCACACACCCCGUCCCUCUCCCUCCACCCUACCUCCUCACACUCCUCUCAUCUCCACCAUGUCGGGCACAGCUCCUCCGAUGUCAGCUCCAGCCAGACACCCCGCCAGCAGACCUCCGGUGAAGAAGACUCACCACUGUGGUGAGGACGAGGAUGACGAGGAGGAAGGGGGUGUGGCCACAUACAGCCAUACCGACUGUGAAGAUAUCCUCUUUAGAAAGCCACGCCUACUAGUAGCUAGAUCUUCACACAGUUCAUUCAGACCCCCCAAAUCUAGUGGAACCCCCGGAUCUGCAGGGAUCCCCAGACCCCAGAAAUCAGGAGGAACUCCCACAACAGGGCCCCCCAGAUCUGCUGGAACCCCCCUCGAAGGGGGUCGAGAUUACUGCAGCAGUUCAGUAGGGGAAGUGUCCUCCACUGCUCCUAGUGGGACACGGAGUGACAGGAAAAGACACACUCCUUCCAGCAGUGGAAGCAGCAGGGUGGUACAGGGAAGUGGCAGAGGAAGGAAGGAGAGAAGGGGAGAGAAGGGACGAGGAGGGAGGAAGCCAGCAGCAGGUACUGCCUGGUUU
Molecule: messenger RNA, 1005 nt
Organism: Geodia barretti
Lineage: Eukaryota; Metazoa; Porifera; Demospongiae; Tetractinellida; Geodiidae
Source: the annotation of a GenBank genome assembly